Psilocybe cubensis is the source of this 2274-nucleotide messenger RNA. RefSeq lists its product as uncharacterized. Gene Ontology annotation, cellular component: nucleus; cyclin-dependent protein kinase holoenzyme complex. Bases 1 to 2274 code for a protein of 757 amino acids. NCBI's taxonomy places the organism in Eukaryota, Fungi, Basidiomycota, Agaricomycetes, Agaricales, Agrocybaceae. Gene Ontology annotation, biological process: regulation of cyclin-dependent protein serine/threonine kinase activity. The transcript has 4 exons. The record is from RefSeq and is a predicted model, not a curated record. Gene Ontology annotation, molecular function: protein kinase binding; cyclin-dependent protein serine/threonine kinase regulator activity.
AUGAGUAAGACUAGGAAUCAUAUAGAAUUUACUAGAAAGAAAGGGGAAACUGGAGAAACCCUGACACUCGCACAAUCUCAAACAAUCUCCGAGGCAAUGUGUCUCAGAAUUGAGCAGGCACUGCAAGAUUUCCAUGCCAAUAAACAAGCCAUCCUUGACGCGGGAGCACGUCGAGGUAAAAAAAACAACCCAAUCGAUAAUUUCUAUAUUCCAAAACUCGAGUUUUUGCAAAGUGUAGUACACGCAAUUAGACUAAAUGGAUGUGCAAUCCAAUGGUCUGCAGACACGACAGAGCAUGCACAUAUCGAGGUGGUCAAAGCCCCUUCCAGUUCCAGCAAUAAUCAAAGAUACGAGCCUCAAGUUUGUCGAUACCUUGAUCGUCGUGACAAAUUGCGCAAUUUCGAUUUGUUUACAGCUAUACGAGAAAUGAGGAUUGAUUUUCGGGCUAUACACUCUGCAACAAUUACGGAUGAGGAGGAGCAGGAGGAGGGGGAUGAGGGGGAGGAAAACGGCGAGGUUGUGAUGGACACAACGUCAGAACUUCUUUCAACAAUCAUGCCGAUGACAACCUUUCAAUCAGCAAAGUCCAAUCGCAUUGUGGAUUACUUCUACAAAGCUAGUCUCUAUGAGCGUGGCGUAUUGGAAGGCCCAGUCCCCUACAGAACAUUUUCUUGCAGCAAAAACGUUGUUGCCCAUUUAUCUAGGGAUGCUAGUUCCAAAAGAUUGCAUAUCGACGAGGUUGCGAGCAUUUUUAAAAUUCCCGACCUACGACCAGCAAUUGCCGAUUAUGUGUCACUCAUCAAUAAGGAAUCAAAUCCGAGACAGACCAAUUCUCGAGGUUAUCACAUCAAGGGGAUAACUGGCAGGCGUGUUUCUCCUCCCGGUUGUCCGUUGCCGUAUUCAAAACUUGAGGUAUGGCAUAAGGUCCGUAUACAGUCGACUGCGUACCAAUACCCUCAUGAGAUCCUGGAGGCAGUCACACUUAAUGCAUAUCCGCCAUCUAACAAACAUCCUUUUGGAUACUUCGAUUCAGCAAUCAUAAACGUGGAUGAAUCUGAGGAGUGGCCUCGCAGCGGGCUUCAAGGCCAUUCUGUCGUCGACAUUCGUAUUAUUUUUCGCAUUGUCGGAGAGACACCCAGUACUGUGUCUCCCGAUAUUACUGGAAGAUUUCUCGCAUACGUCCAACGUUUUGAGGUUUUAAAUCAGCCACAGUCUCUAGGUUCUGCGAUCCGUGGACCUUACCCAGAGCCAAUAACCGGCAUGUAUAAAUUAAAACAAAGUCAACGUACAGAUAACACCAUUAUGGGUGGAAUUUUACCAUUGAAUCAAAUACGCUCCCUGGUUGAUCUGGUCCCUCAGAUGGGCGAGAAGGCAAGGCGAAGCCUUACUACACAUAACAAUCAAGCUGUCAGCACCUUGUCCGAGAUCUGGCACCCUCAGGAUAUUCCUUCCGUGUUCCUACCCCCCGCCAAAGUAGGGGGUAGCUCUUUUCCUCCUACUCAUUCCCGUCCAACUUCCAAGCAGAUCUCUUCCGAUUUGCAAUCCAUAGCGUCUCAUACACAUCCAAUACAUCCACACAACAGUCAUCCCUCCGUAUCCGGCCAUAACCCUUCCCCGACCCUCUUGCUUGCCUCGGGCACCAAAUCCGAUCAGAUAUUACCCCUCAAGUCUUUUGUUUAUAAAGUCCUUCGCCACUCAAGGACAUCUAAAAACGUACUGCAGAUAGCACUAUGUUAUCUAGAAUCCAUUCGUCCCAAGGUCCCACAGAUUUUGCAAGAGGAAAACAUCGGCAUUCGCUCUUAUGCUCAGCCCAAAAGCAGUAUUCAGAAAGCUACCCCAGAAGAGCUGGCGAUGGAUGCUGAGCUUACUGCUCUUGAGAACUCCGGCAAGAUCAACAUCAUCAAUAAUUUCAUUGACAAUUCUAUGCAAACAUUCCGUGUUGCCGAUUCUGGUUCACAAGAUCUGGCUGAAUCGUGCAUCUAUCCACAAGACUCUCUGUCCAGCGUAGAUGUGCAGGUCUCAACGGCUCCUCUUUCCACCACCCUUUCUUUGCCAUCUCCCCUCCUGUGUCCCCGUAGAGCCUUUCUGGCAUCCCUCAUCCUGGCCUCCAAAUUUUCACAAGAAAAGUGUUAUUCUAACCGUGCUUGGGCAAGGUUAUCUGGUCUCCCACCUCGUGAAAUUGGUCGCUGCGAACGUGCCCUCGCACAAGCCUUGCAAUGGCGACUCUGGGUCGGCAAAUGCGCCUUUGGUGAGAGUGCUGCAACUGCCACAUAG